This is a messenger RNA of Gambusia affinis (western mosquitofish), 2141 nucleotides long. RefSeq names its product C-type mannose receptor 2-like. Bases 110 to 1222 code for a protein of 370 amino acids. The transcript has 4 exons. The record is from RefSeq and is a predicted model, not a curated record. NCBI's taxonomy places the organism in Eukaryota, Metazoa, Chordata, Actinopteri, Cyprinodontiformes, Poeciliidae.
CAUUGUUUCUCUGUCCAGUGGAGGGAGAGCUGCAGCUUUUCACUGUUUAAAUGUUCUUCAUCCAACAGAGACAAACUGCUGGAGGAAAAUCAUUCAUCUGACAGCAAAGAUGCAGUGGAGUCUGAUUCUGCUCUUCCUGAUGGCUCAGUGUUGUUUCAUUGACUGUCAGCUCUAUCAGUUUCACUACAUUAAUCAGAAUAAGAACUGGACUGAAGCUCAGCAGUACUGCAGAGAGAAACACACUGACCUGGUCACAGUGACUAACAUGAAGGACAUGGAGAGACUCAACAUCUCAGCUGGAGGUCAGAGUGGAGCUUGGAUUGGUCUGAUCAGUAAACCAGAAUUUACCAGAACAUGGUACUGGUCUCUGACUGGAGUGGAGUUCAAUGAAAGCAAGACAAACUGGAACCCAACAGAACCAAGUGAUACAGGAAUUCAAGUAAUCCAUGAAAAUUGUGUUAUCAUGAAUGAAAAUCUCAAAUGGACUGACACCCAGUGCAAAAAUCAACAUAAUUUCCUCUGCUAUGAUGAAACUGAUACAACCCAUAAAUAUCACCUGAUUAAAAAGUGGAAGACCUGGCAGGAAGCUCAGAGUUACUGCAGAGAGAAACACACAGACCUGAUCAGUGGAACGAAGCAACUAGAGGAUGAAGAACUGAAGAAAUUGAUGAUGUCUUCUGAUAAAAUAUACAUCGGUCUGUUCAGAGACACCUGGAGGUGGUCAGAUGGAACCAGUUUCUCUUUCAGACACUGGAAUAAUAAAUUAAACAAUCAGAAAACCAACAGUGGUCAAUGUGCCGCCACUAAGUUUGAUGAUGAAGGCAGAUGGACGAAUGUGGACUGUGAUAAUAAAAGACCCUUCAUCUGUUAUGAUGAUAAAGUGAUCCUGAUCAAAGAGAAUAAAACCUGGGAGGAAGCCUUGACCUACUGCAGAGAUCAUCACCAUGACCUGGUCACCAUCACCAACAUGGAGGAUCAGAGAUGGAUCCAGGAGAAAGUCAAGAACGCAUCGACUCCUUUUGUCUGGACGGGUCUGAUCUACGCCUGCACUCUGGAUUUGUGGUUCUGGGUCAGUGAUGAGGUGGUCAGCUAUAAGAACUGGGCCAAAGGUGAACCGAUGGACGACUGUGACAUGUCUGGAGCCAUGGAGACGAGAGGAGGACAUCAGUGGAGGAAGAAAAAUGAUACAGAGACGUUUAACUUCAUCUGUUCUAAACAUUGAGACCCAAACCUUUGGCUUCUGAUUGUUUUGUGCCCAAAGUUACAUUUGAAGUUUCAGAAAUACAGCUCUGGAAAGAAUGAAUAGUCCAAUGCAUUGAACGCCAUUGAAAACCUAUUUAUUAAUAUUGAUCUCUAAUCUCUUCCUGAGUUAAAACAUUAGUUUUAUUGUUCCUAAAUGAAUACAAACUUGUUUUCUUUGCAUUGUUAGAGGUCAGAGAGCACUGCAUCUUUCUCCUCAGUUUGACCAUUUCUCAUUUUCUGCAAAUAAAUACAAAAUUAUCACUUGGCGUUUCGCAGUCAGGAGUUCAUAGAAUAGAAAGAACAAUGUUCAUUUUACUCAAACAGAGAGAAGCUGGUUCUUUUUAUUGGUUCAUUUUUUCAGAUUGUGUUUGUUGGAUUAUGUGAGGUAAAUAAUUUGGGGUUAUUUGUUUGAAGGAUUAAAUGUACUUUUAAUUUUGUUAUUAUUAUCAUUAUUAUUUUUCAAAGUGCUGUUUUGCUGCAAGUUACUUUAAAACUUUUACAAACAUAUUUAGGAUUAUAUAAAAAAAAUAUACAACUCAUAUAUAAUCUAAUAUUUCUACCAACCUUCAGCAACAAGAAUCAUUCUACAUGGAGAUUCUGUUGUUCUUGUAUCUUUUAAUUCAACAUCUAUUCUUAUCUAUACUAACAGAACAUAGUUUGCAUUUUAUUCACUUUGAUCAGUUAUUAUAUUACAUCCAGCUCUCUAUAAGUAAUCAAUAAGUGUGUGGUGGGUUAACUGGAACUUGUUUAUUGUUUAAAUAAAUCCUGACAGGUUGUGUAAUCUUGUUUUAGCUGUUAAGUAAGAAACAUGCUGUUCAGUUUAUUAUCACUGUUUUAAAUGGAUUUACAGUCAUAUUCAUACUUUACUGUAACAUUGUUAGAAAAUAAUAAAAGCUGUU